Messenger RNA from Hypoxylon fragiforme, 2882 nucleotides. RefSeq lists its product as uncharacterized. The record is from RefSeq and is a predicted model, not a curated record. The coding region runs from base 274 to 2868 and encodes 864 amino acids. Gene Ontology annotation, molecular function: calcium channel activity; calcium ion binding. The transcript is spliced from 2 exons. Gene Ontology annotation, cellular component: membrane. Gene Ontology annotation, biological process: intracellular calcium ion homeostasis; calcium ion transmembrane transport. Lineage: Eukaryota; Fungi; Ascomycota; Sordariomycetes; Xylariales; Hypoxylaceae.
UUCUUGGGAUCCGACAAACUUAUUUUAGUUUCACCUUACUCGACAUUCGUUAUUCUUUCAUUUGUUACCUUCUAUCGUGAGGUAGCUUGAUCUUAUACUUUAUGACUUAAUCGUUGGCCCCAAUCUGUUCAAUAUCCACAUACCACUAGUUGCAUUCGAGGGCCACUAGGCAGCGAUAGCUUUUAGCUGAUGAGACAAAGUUGAGAUAUCACCAAAAGGAUUACUCCUAAAAACUAGAAGAAAGGUACUAGGUACCUACAGAAAUCACCUAAUAUGGCUACUGGAAGAGAACAUCACGAACUCGACGAAAAGGGCUCGCCGACCUUGACCCAUGCCCCGACUGUUUCGGACACCGCCGGAGACUCAGAGAAGUACGCAAUGCCGUAUAGCGAUCAGUAUACAGAGCAUCCUACAAAUCAAAGUACGGAGCAGUUUCCAGAGCAGUAUCGGGAGAACCCAAUGGAUAACCCCCCGGAGAGACCUCAGCACCUCCAGGUUCCCGGAGGGGCGGGUCAUAUGCCAACAGAUCACUCAAUGUUAUCAGAAACCGAAUCGAGGGACCAGGCGACCCGACUCGUCGACGAUCUCACCCUCCUCCAGGCAGAACAGGCAGUCAGCAACCGAGAAUCUCUUGACCUUCGUCGUGCCCAGUCUAAAACCCGCAGCCCCGAGACAGAGAAAUCGGAUGUGUUUAACCAACCGACCCAGAAUUCAGCCAUCGGGAUGCCCACUGAGCCCCCAACCAAGCUGAACAAGGUCUUCAGAGGAAUUAAGAGCCUACCUCGGAUGUUUCGAUAUUUCUUAUACAGCGUCCCUAUCGGGGUCAUAUUAUUAAUCCCGAUUCUACUGGGGAGACUCUCACCCGCAUACCAACAGUCGCCUGUUGGUGGGCCUGGUGGCAUAGAGAUUAUGUGGUUCGGCAUCUGGCUAGAAGUCGUUUGGCUGUCUCUGUGGGCCGCCAGAAUGUUCACUGCUAUUAUGCCAUUCAUCCUGGGCAUUGUUGCUGGUAUUUGCGGCUCGGGGAAUCCUAAGAAGUGGAGGGGAAUCGGACGCCAAUUGGAGCUUCAUACUGCCCUCUUCCUGUGGAUGCUUGCUGUGAUUAUCUCGUAUUAUCCUAUCCUUAACAAUCACAAGAUACCAGCUCAAGUGCCCGAUGAAGCCGACACUGCAUAUCCCUAUAUCAAAUGGAUUGACGUUGUGAAUAAAAUCAUAAUUGCAUUUUUCGUUUUGGCAAUCUUGAAUUGGGCAGAGAAGAUUCUCAUUCAAUGGAUUGCCGAGUCUUUCCAUUUACGAACAUACUCGUCACGAAUCAACACCAACAAACAGUGUACCGCAUACCUAGUCUAUCUCUAUGAGCAUUCCAAGGAUAAACUAGUACCAGCGGCGUCAGUGAUGGACAACCACAAUUCCGGAUCUGGUACCAGAACACCCAUGGCUUUGAUAUCUAAUAAUGCUCGCGAUACCAUAGCUAAGGUUGGUGACAUUGCAAACCGUGUAGCUGGUGACUUUACUGGACGCGAAGUCAAACUCAGAAAUCAUCCCCGAAAAGUAGUCUCUGAACUCCUCCGAAAUACGAAUUCGGCACAGGUCUUGGCAAGACGUCUUUUCCGUACUUUCGUGAAGCCCGGUGCAGACGUUUUGACACCCCAAGACUUGAACCCAGCGUUCGAGAAUCCUGAAGAUGCCGAGGCGGCUUUCCUCGUGUUUGACCGGGAUCUUAAUGGAGACGUUUCCAUGGAAGAACUGGAGGCAUUCUGCGAUGAAGUUCACCGGGAGAAGAAGGCUAUCGCCGCAUCGCUCAAGGAUCUUGACUCGGUAAUCACUAAGCUCGACAGGGUUUUCUUCUUCAUCAUCUUCAUAAUAACGGUCAUUGUGUUCAUUUCGAUAAUAUCGGCCUCUACCGCAUCGGCUCUAGCUUCCGCAGGCACGGCUGUUCUUGGUCUCGCGUGGGUUCUCCAGGCUACCGCCCAAGAAUUUCUCCAAUCCAUCAUUUUCGUCUUCGUCAAGCAUCCAUUUGAUGUGGGUGACCGUAUCACCGUGUAUGGUAACACUGGCACAUUGAUGAGGGGAGAUGACUACUACGUGACCGAAGUAUCUUUACUGUAUACCGAGUUCAAGAAGAUGGAGGGGCAUAUGGUGCAGGCUCCUAAUUCAGUACUUAAUACGCUGUUCAUCCUUAACCACCGCCGCAGUGGUCAGCUGGCUGACGUGUUCGAACUUCGGAUGAAAUAUGGCACACCGGCUAGCGUGAUCAAGGAACUGGAGGCUCGCAUGACGGAAUAUGUUUUGGCCCAAAAGCGCGACUUCGCAGGCAAAAUUAUCACGGAGCUUCGAAGCUUUGAGGAUGCGUACUGUAUGACGGUCAACUUCAUCUGCUUUCACAAGACGAGUUAUCAGAAUGAAUUGCUCCGUCUCACGCGUCAUAACAAGUUUGCCAUCGAAUUAAUGAGCCAGAUGGUCGCCCUGGGCAUCGAGCAACCUCGCCGGGAGUAUCAGAUCUCUGGACAAGACUGGCCUGUAUUCCAGUCCAACAUUCAACCCCCCUCGUACGAAGACCGACAAAGGACGGUGGAUCCUGCUAUAUUGACCGCAACUCGCCGACGGGCCAACUCACACAGCGUCGAUACCACGGGAGAUAUUUACCAAGACGUUUUCGUCACGCGCAAAGCCAGCAAUUCACACCUGACCCAACCACCGCGAAUAACAGAAGAGCUAGCCGAAGAAUCUAACGCUGCUAUCGGCAGCAGUUCGCAGCUGGGCAAGACGACGUCUCAGGGAAGUGGUCGCAGCCAUCGAAAUCUAUUUGGCCGCUCAACCACUCUUAGCAGGGGUGGUGACCGGCCCGAACGUGAUCGAGAUAUGGUUUAGGACAACCGGCAAGC